Messenger RNA from Coffea eugenioides, 1391 nucleotides. RefSeq lists its product as uncharacterized. Bases 229 to 930 code for a protein of 233 amino acids. The transcript is spliced from 2 exons. Lineage: Eukaryota; Viridiplantae; Streptophyta; Magnoliopsida; Gentianales; Rubiaceae. The record is from RefSeq and is a predicted model, not a curated record.
UAGUUUGACAUUUGUUCAGCAUGUAUUAGAGAUACAUGCAACUUCAAAUGUAUCUGGGGAAGAUUAAUGUUCAUGUGCUUAAUUGGUCAGUUUAACUCUUUUCUGAAUAAGCUACUUUUUCCCUAGUGUAUGGAUUGUGAUGUUCUUCUUUCUUUGUAUUUUCUUUCAGCCCAAGCAUAGAAUGCUUAUCCUUUUUCUCUUUUUUACUCUUUGUUUUUUGAAAAACAAAUGAAUAACCAAAAACAGCCCAUACACAUAUACUGUGAAGAACCCAACUUUGAUGAUGAACAAGAAGAAGAUUAUAUCCUCAAUGGUUUUCCUUUGCGGCGUGAAGUACUUGAUUUUGUUCUCAACCGCGACAAGAAAGACCAUUUUGUGGCUUUUAUGAAUGACACUGAUAACAAAGAUACCGAAUAUGACAGAGUAGAUGUGAUUGAUUGGGUAGCCCAAAUGCCUUGUUGGGCUGUGGAUAACAUGUUUUCUUAUGAUGCUGUCAAUUGUGCAACUGCUGUGCUCAAUGGAGAAACCACGGAUAUUAUUUUUACCAAUGCUGCUGUUCCGUGCAAGGAUGGUAUACUACUCCCUGGAUUGCAUAAAGCAGCACUGUUUCAUGCACCUAAGAUUACCCAAUUAUUUCUCAAAAAUGGAGCUGAUCCAAACCUCAGAGUUGAUGUUAAUCAUAUGAGGAGUGUGUUGCCACUCCAUGUUACCCUUGAGAGCAUGCGAUCGGUUUAUAGCAUGCCUGAGUGGAUUUUACUGGAGGCUAAGAAAUAUGAUUCAUAUCGGUACGAGGAAUUAUCAUUGUGGAUGGCUAACCCAAUUCCAACGGGCCCAGACUUUGUCUUCAAGUUGCUUUAUUAUCUUAAUUAUCCAUAUCUGGUUUGUUCUGCUUUUGACACUCUGCUGGUUUAUUUUCAUUUGAGUAGGUGAACAGAAGUGUUAAAGUGCAGAUUAGCUCCUAGUAUAGAAGAUUUAAAGAAACUUUUACAAAAUAUUAAGGAAAAGCAAUAUGCAGAGAGAUUCAUGAAGCAGAUAUCGACAUGCCACCUUCAAUACCCUAUAGUAUAAAAUGGAUUAAGAGAAAUAUAAUAGCCUGAAAAUUUUGAUUCUACUUUUACUCCACCAUUCAUAUCCCCAUUAUGAUCACCACUGCCCCGUAGUAGUUUCUUUACGCCUAUUAUCUCCAAAAUAAAAACUCUUUUGGAAAUUUUGUUUCUACUUUUACUCUACUGUUCAUAUCCCCAUCCAAUGAUCACACUGCCAUACACCUAUUAUCUCGAAAAUAAAAACUCUUUCUUCUUCAUGCCUCUUUUAACAAUACAAAGUUUUCCAGCUGGACUCUUUCCUGAAUUCAAUCUCUCUACUUUUCCCUUAAUGGCCCUUUUUGCCCU